This is a messenger RNA of Fonsecaea pedrosoi CBS 271.37, 546 nucleotides long. RefSeq lists its product as uncharacterized. Gene Ontology annotation, molecular function: catalytic activity. NCBI's taxonomy places the organism in Eukaryota, Fungi, Ascomycota, Eurotiomycetes, Chaetothyriales, Herpotrichiellaceae. The coding region runs from base 1 to 546 and encodes 181 amino acids. The transcript has a single exon. The record is from RefSeq and is a predicted model, not a curated record.
AUGGCCGGCGAACAAACUCACCCUACCAUCAAAGUAGGUGAUCAUGAGGCUUACAUGGAAUACGCCCUCGAGAAGGCACAACUUUCACCUCCAGCAGCCACAAAGUUCUGUGUCGGAGCAGUCCUCAUCGACGGUGACAGUGGCGAGAUCCUGUCCACGGGCUACUCGUUGGAAUUACCCGGCGAUAGACCUGGAGACCCUGGCACGACACACGCCGAGCACUGUUGCCUCAUAAAAAUUGCUGAGAAACACAACGUACCAGAUGACUACGUCGGCAGAGUGUUACCCAAGAAUACGGUUCUCUACACGACAAUGGAACCUUGCAACGAGCGGCUGAGCGGCAACCGAACGUGCGUGGAGAGAAUCCUCGCGCUCAAGGAUUCUAUCAAAUUGGUCUAUGUCGGCAUCACGGAGCCGAAGACGUUCAUCGGCCUCAACCAAGGCAGGAAGCGACUCGAAGAGGCGGGCGUCGAGGUCAGACAGAUUGAGAAGGAAGAGCUUCGUGACCGGAUACUCAAGGCCUCUACAGCGGGACACGAGCAAUAG